AUGAGUGGUGACGGAAACAUACUGAAUACGACACUUGACUCUUCCUCUUCGCCUGCGUUUGUCCGCUCGAGUUCCCGGACGGGAACCACCACCGGUGUACCCUCUGCCGCCGCCACCGCUGCGGCGUCAUCUUCAACGUCCACCACCACCACCGCCACCGCGCUGCGUCCGCGGAACCGGCGAAUACUUUCGUUCGUGGAAGAUGAGGGUGCUGGUCUGGGGGACGUGGACGGGCUAGGCGGCAGCGACCCGGCAGCUGCGUCGGUCGCUGCGGGUCUUCUAGGAUCGAAGAGGGGCGGCGGUGGUGGUGGCCCUGCGCCAUAUGCAGUCACUGGUUCUUCAAAUGCGCAACGGCGGUUUGCAGCCCGGACAGCGCCGGGGCCGGCGGGUAAUGAUGCUAGCCGGCGAGCCCCUGCUGCUGGGUUUGCCGCGGAUCUACUGGGAUCUUCGUGGUCGUCAAUCCAGGGGUUCGCGUCGGCGGUGAUGGGCGGCGCUGAUGGCUCGUCCCCGUUAAAGAAUAAGGCGCCAGUAAACGGGUAUCGACGCGCACCGGGUUUGGGGUCAGAGCCGUUUUCGAGGUUUCGUGAUGGGGGUCGCGUCCGGCCUGGGUUGCCGUCGGCUUGGGGUCCGUCUAGCUCGUCUGCGGCAGCGCAAGUUGUGCCUGGCUCGAAGGAGGAGAGGCAUGCGAUUCUUCAGUCGAAGAAGAGGGAAAUGCUAAUGCAGGUCAAUGGUGAUUCCAUACCGGAUACUCAGAGUAACUACAAAAGACGGUCAUCUCUCGAAGAUCCUUGCUGCUCGGCAGUUGGAGCGCCAGUAGAGCAGGACGACGGCGAUGCUUUGGUCUAUAUACACCAGGUGCAGCCGAAUGAUAGCCUUACUAGCGUUUCAAUACGUUAUGGCUGCCCACUGCCCGUUGUCAGGAAAUCGAAUGGCUUCUGGCCAAGUGACAGCAUCCAGUCUAGAAAAAUAGUUGUUUUACCCGUUGCGUCUUGUUCGAUAAAGGGGCGGCGAAUCCCUUCUAAUCGAGACCUGAACCAAUCGGCACUUAGCAGAGGGACUGCUGCUGUAGAUGAUCAUGUCGAUGAUAGCAGUUCCCUGAUGCCCAGUGCGUCGUCGACAGCCCCAUUCGGACGCGGAGACUUUGUCUCUGAACCCGAUGACCCAUUUUCGCCAUCCAAGUCGGACAAACGAUCCGACCCUACACCUCUCUGGAUACAUGAGAGCUGGGUGAACGUUCAAGGACACUCCUCGCCUGUCGAGCUAGGCCGCGUGCCCAAACGGACGUUGGGAUUUUUCCCUAGAGCCCGACGAAAAUCUCAAGGACAUUCAGAUGCCUAUUCUGAUUUAGACUCCUCUUCUCCUGGGAGAAUGGCCCUGGGAUCAAUACACUCUCCACAGACGUCUCACUUUCGAGACCGGUCAGUAUCUAGGUCUAAGCACGCUUCCCCUUAUCGUCACCCACCUCGUCACGGCAUAUUUCUUUCCGGGCCUGGAGGAGUUGGCACUCUGGACCGUAAUGUUACCGGUCCAGGACCUGCCCCCGACAAGUUGAACGCCUUUGUCAGUACUCAUUUGCCAAAUCUAGCAAUCCCCCCUCCACCAACCGAUGCCCACAACGAGUCACUAUACUCUGAUUCUGCAAGCAAUGCAUCCACAGCGCAUUCCAAUAUCGGCAUCGAGAACAUCGGUGGAGCAAUUGAAGGAUGGUUCCGCAAGGUUGCAACAAAAGCCAAAGUCGGGCUGAAUGAUUUCCAGCAACCAGCCCAACCGCAUGGCUAUUUGGGCAUCGGGGGCAAUGGGGAUCUUAUUGAGAUGGAUGAGACGUCUGACAGUGGCCCCACGGGUACCCUCAAGGUAUCUGAGCAGACCCGAGGACGCAUGAAAACUUCGUCAUCAGAUGUGUUGAACGGCUGGGGCAAUCAUUCCACGCGUGGUCGGAACAUCGCUAGAUCAAGAGACAUCAGUCGCGCGAAAGACGACUAA
Molecule: messenger RNA, 1983 nt
Organism: Ophidiomyces ophidiicola
Lineage: Eukaryota; Fungi; Ascomycota; Eurotiomycetes; Onygenales; Onygenaceae
Exons: 1
Coding region: 1-1983 (660 amino acids)
Source: RefSeq, a predicted model, not a curated record